ACGUAUGGUACAAGGAAUGCUUGGAUUUAUCGAGUAUUUAAACGUAGUGAUUGAUAGCGAAACGGAUAGUUUAAUCAAUGUAAAUAAAAAGCUCAGGAGGGCGCUAUCUAAACGAACAAUUAUGACCAUAGAUCAGAAACUGCAUUCUAUGAAUGCAACUGAUGAGGUGAAGGAAGCUGCUAAAGAGUGCCGAAUUAAAACACCAACAAGGGUUGGUAGAUUUGAACUUGCAAGCAAUAUUAAAUCUUCAAAAUAUGCCAAUAAUAAAUACUUUGCAAGCUAUUCCUUUGGAAAAAGGAAUGCUGAUGAAUUGAAACGAGUUCAACCAUUAUCAAAUGAUGACAUUAAACAACCUAAUUUAUCUGCAACAACACCACGACCUUGGUACGAUUUGGCACAGGCGCACAUCCAGAUGAGCGAAGCAGUGACUAAGUCAAAGAUGGACAGCAUCAACACCAUUAACCUUGAUGCCAGUGAUAUAUUAAAGAAGCAAGUAACAAUAAUAGGAGAACAUGCCAUCUGCGUUCUUCGCGGCACUUGUUCAAUCUUCAAAGAAAGUUUUGAGGAACAAUUUAAAGAAUAUUCAGAACUUCACGACGCAUGCUCUAACAAAAUUCCUGAAUGGAAGAAGAACAUUGCUGCUUCAUCCUUCCACCCCGGACUGUCUGAAGAUAUCAAAGAUAAUCCAUUGGUGUUAAAGAGUUCUAGUUCUGAAAGAAAUAUACAUGAGCGAAAGGAAAGAUAUUUUGAUAAGUCAAACAACAGGAGUGAAAGCAGAUAUUGUGCACUGCGAUCGACUCAGUCUCUAAGCUCAAUAGAGAGCUCACAUCGGUGUUUACCGUCUUUACUGGUGCACAAAAAUCUCGAUAAUAUAAAUCGACCGGAAAUGAAGAUUCCUAAAGCAAUCAUUCCAAGAAAGGGCACUAUCAUGCUACACACAGAUCAAAUACAUGAUGUUAAAACAAACGACAAAGGGUACGAUGAGAAAAAACGAUUUAAGCCUGUGCCAAUUUCACACAAAAAGCUGAUGAAUAAGCAAAAAGAGAUACUUGGCAAAGUAUUCAGACCUGCAAAUAUCCCAGAACAGGACCUGGUUAAUUUUCCUAGAACUGUUUUAGAGCUGAGUCACCAGAUUGUAGAAUUCGAGCGUAAACACACCAGAGAUCUACCACCACUGCCAAGACGACAGACCGUCGAAAUGGGUCAGCAGACAUUGACUAAAGAUUCAACUACAAAGGAUAAACUACUAAUGCACUCUUAAAUGAGGCAUCACAAUGAUUCAAUGUAAAAUGAGCAGAACUGACAUGAGCAAUAGACACUGAGAUAAUAAAACUGUGUAUGAAAAUACUGUUUUCAUGUCUCCAAAAUUCAAUUAUGAAAUGACGCGUUCUCAAUACCUAAAAAUCGAGCAUUAAGGCAAAUAAAUAUUACAGAUACUAUCAAAGAACAUAAAUAGCAGAAGAAUGAGUUCUUUGCGUAGUUUACAUUAAAUUUGAUGGAACGUCCACCCUCUCUAGAAUGGAGAAAAAUAAUUUCAUGGAGUGGAGAAAUUAAUGAAAACAAACGAACCAGAGAGUUAUCCAACCGAUCCAACCAAGUAAAGAUAUAGUGCCACCGCUCGAAUGGAGGAAAAUUGGGUAGUUGCUGAAUACAACGCGUUCAGCUGAGGGGGCGUGGCUUCGUAUGUUGGCGUCAUGCAUAACUUCAGCUAUGUUUUAUUAAUCUCCUCGACAAACUGUGGGCCCUGUCUGUAAUCACACAGCAUUGCAAAAUACAGUCCGUACAACUAAUUCCUUCAUGGCACAACCAAUGUAAGAAAAAAUAAGAUUCAGAAUCUUACUACGAUUAGAUAAAUGGACUGUCCCACUUUUCUCACACUUCAUAUAUUAAACGCUGAAAACGUCAUACUUCUGUCACAAAAUGCACGUGUUGGCUAUUUUGUGGGUCUUAGCUCCUAUAUUCGAAAUUAAAGGAAAAUUAUUACAUUUGUGGGUGAAGAUGUCAAGUUUUUUUGUUGCAUUUGUUGGCGAUGAUCGUUAUUGCAUUUGUGGGCACUGUUUGUCACAUUUGUGGUGCUGGUUGUUACAUUUAUCGGCAUUAUUACAUUUGUUGGCGAUGUGUUUUUACAGUGGUUGUUAUUACAAUUGUGGGCGUUUUCACAUUUG
Messenger RNA from Anneissia japonica, 2165 nucleotides. RefSeq lists its product as uncharacterized. The coding region runs from base 5 to 1261 and encodes 418 amino acids. The record is from RefSeq and is a predicted model, not a curated record. Lineage: Eukaryota; Metazoa; Echinodermata; Crinoidea; Comatulida; Comatulidae. The transcript has 8 exons.